AUGCAGGGAUUACGGGGAUUGGUGGCUGGUAAAGGUGUUCGCCGACCGCGAAGUGGUUCGACCCCGCGUAAGAAGGAUGAUCAAUGGAGCCCAUUGUACCCAGCAUCAACGGCCAUCUCAGAGCAAGGAGGAGAUGAUUUUGGUGGCAGCGCUGCGGGGCUCCGCGCCGGCUUGCCCGCUUUAAAUAACAUAUUAGCAUCCAAAGCGACCGCCGCCAUAUUUAUCGAUGUAUCGAAUAAGUUUUUCGGUAAACCGGCACGUAACGAAUCGCCGCCGACGACAGCCGACGCGGGUCACGAUUUAUCGCGCGCACCCGACUACCUACUAAUCGGAUUUGAAACUGCCCCCAGUAUCCAGAUCACACGAGGAACUCCAGAGGGGCAUAAAGCCCUCGCAAUCGAGGAGACCGUUUCACUAGACUAUUACCGUUCGUAUCCG
Messenger RNA from Iphiclides podalirius (scarce swallowtail), 438 nucleotides. Lineage: Eukaryota; Metazoa; Arthropoda; Insecta; Lepidoptera; Papilionidae. The record is from the annotation of a GenBank genome assembly.